Molecule: messenger RNA, 937 nt
Organism: Durotheca rogersii
Lineage: Eukaryota; Fungi; Ascomycota; Sordariomycetes; Xylariales; Xylariaceae
Exons: 2
Coding region: 214-816 (200 amino acids)
Source: RefSeq, a predicted model, not a curated record
GCAAUAUCAACUCUUGGGCGCAGGGUAACCGCAGCCACGACUCGUGUCCGGAGAAGUCUGGUCCAGAUCGCAAGUGCGGCGUUGCGCGUUAACGUUCCGCGACUGGGCCACGCAAUAUGAGGCUCCUUCUCGCCUGGUCACAGUCUCCACGGUCUGUCGAGGCCGGACAUAUAUUACCCCCGUUGCCCUCGGUGCCCGUGUCUGGGUUUCAGAAUGCAAGGUGUUGCCGAGCCUAAUGUUGAAGUCACGAUGCUGCCUCUCAAGCCCGCCACCGCCCCCGCGGGCCCCUUCGGCCUCGCGCGCUCGAAGAGAUACCACAUGAACACGAGACAGCUAGGACCGCUAUUGUCCUGGAACGCGACGGCAGUGUCGACAUCCUCUCCACCAGGCCGUCCCGAUAGCACAAAUACUGCAUAUAUCAGUGUGAUGAUCAAUUCUGGGCCGUUGGCCGCCGGACCCCAAGGGAACGGCACGUUGUUUCUCGCUGCCACUACGGGAGGCUGUUCGGCGGCGUGGGAGCCCCAAAGCGAGCUGCCCUAUGGCCGCACGUACGGUUGCGUGACCGGUGCUUCGACACCUUCUAGGCGCUCAACAUCCGCUGCGACAACGGUCUAUUCGUGGAUAUUUAAGAUUCUAUUAGAGGGUGGCGACGGUCCACAAUUGCCAACCAAGAAUUUCAUCGCCACGUUCACCUUCAUGGCCAAUAUGACGACGCCGGAUGGCGACAAGUAUCGCAAAGUGCUAGCUGGGACGCAGCAUUUUACAGUCGGUGAGAAUCUAGAAGGCGUUUGUGGCGCUAGCGGUGCGUGCUCGUGAAAUUUAAGGCCCGAAGACGCGCCAACAUUGGUCGAUCCUACACCGGUGGCCUGCGUAGGCACUUGCUGAUGGUAUGCAGUACGAAAUAAAAUAGCUGUCUUUUUAUAGGAUAUUUAUAGGA